This is a messenger RNA of Perca flavescens (yellow perch), 2582 nucleotides long. RefSeq names its product excision repair cross-complementation group 8 (gene ercc8). The coding region runs from base 318 to 1526 and encodes 402 amino acids. The record is from RefSeq and is a predicted model, not a curated record. Gene Ontology annotation, biological process: protein polyubiquitination; proteasome-mediated ubiquitin-dependent protein catabolic process; transcription-coupled nucleotide-excision repair. Gene Ontology annotation, cellular component: nucleotide-excision repair complex; Cul4A-RING E3 ubiquitin ligase complex. NCBI's taxonomy places the organism in Eukaryota, Metazoa, Chordata, Actinopteri, Perciformes, Percidae. The transcript is spliced from 12 exons. Gene Ontology annotation, molecular function: protein binding.
GGCUAUACUUGACCAGCCAAUCAUCGCAUUUGUCAUAGAACGGACAUUACGUUCCAACAUGGCGGCCAAUUGUAUCGAGCUACCGCGAAGCUAAACGUUCAAUUGUCAAAGCAAAGCCAGCUAAUGAGAUUUGGAUAUCGUAUUUGGUAUUACGGAGCUUUGGGUUCAGUAAAAUGCCUUGUUGGAUGCGCGACAUUUCAGUUUGGGUAAAAAACGUACUUCAGUUUAACGUUAACGUUAGCUAGUUAACAUGAUAGCCUUUGAGCUAGGUUAGCUAACGCUAGCAUAGAAGCUCUCAAAUUAAGAUCCUUGAAGCAAUGUUGGGGUUUCUGACAGCAAGGCAGGCUGGUCUGGAUGACCCUCUGCGACUGAGACGUGCUGAGUCAACGAGAAGGGUCCUGAGUCUGAAGUUAAAUCCUGACAGAGACGUGGAUAGAAUCCAUGGAAAUGGAAUCAACACCAUUGACAUUGAAGCAAUAGAGGGCAGAUACAUGUUGUCUGGCGGAGCAGAUGGGGUGAUCGUCGUCUAUGACCUGGAGAACUACAGUGGGCAGCUACAGUACACCUGCAAGGCAGUUUGCACAGUAGGCAGGUCGAGUAAGUAUGUCCACAAAUUCAGCGUAGAGACAGUCCAGUGGUAUCCCUAUGACACGGGCAUGUUUGUCUCCAGUUCCUUUGACAAGACCAUGAAAGUGUGGGACACUGAGACACUGAAGCCUGCUGAAGUCUUUCAGUUUGAGGGCAAUGUCUACAGCCACCACCUGUCCCCCAUCGCCAGGAAGCACAGUCUUAUCGCAGUUGGCACCAAAGAACCUAAAAUCCAGCUGUGUGACCUGAAGUCUGGUUCACGGAUUCAUGUUCUUCAGGGUCACAGAGCAGAGGUCCUGUCUGUGCGGUGGUCGCCCAGAUACGAGCACAUCUUAGCCACUGCCAGUGCAGACAGCAAAGUGAAAGUAUGGGAUGUGCGUCGGGCUUCUGGUUGUCUCUUUACUUUGGAUCAGCACAAUGGAGACAAGUCAAAAGCGUCCUCUGAGGCAGUGAACACAGCUCAUGAUGGCAGAGUGAAUGGCCUGUGCUUUACUGGCGACGGCCUCUACCUCCUCACCACUGGAACUGAUGACCGUAUGCGACUAUGGAAUAGUGCCACUGGGGAAAACACACUGGUAAAUUACGGGAAGGUCUGCAACGAGAGUCGUAAAAGACUACAGUUCACAGUGUCACGUGGCUGCAGCCCAGAGUUUGUUUUUGUGCCAUGCGGCAGCUCCGUAGCUGUGUAUGGCCUCCAUACGGGAGAGUUGGUCACUAUGCUCAGGGGUCACUACAACAAUGUCGACUGCUGCGAGUUCCACCCAGACUACCAGGAGCUGUAUAGUGGAGGUAAAGACUGUAAUAUCCUGGCGUGGGUUCCUGUCAUUCGUGCCUCAGAUGUGGAAGAAGAGACAAAAAGUGCAAAUCAGGCUGCUGCUGCGUCCCAGUCUUCAGUCAACUCUGCCUUUCAGGAUGCAUGGAGCAGCGAUGAAGAUUAAUGCUGGUGUUUUGUAUGUGUGGACAAAGUGGACAUGCAUAGUGUCUGACCAUGCAAAUGAGCAAACUUUUAUUAACUUGUCAAAUAAAUGACAGGUCCAGGGACACCUGGGAAGAUGAUUAUAGGUUUAGGGAAGUUUCUCCCUUUUUAUCGUUUCAGACAAAGAUACAGUAAAAGCCUCAAAAUUUCAAUGAAAUGUGUAAAUAAUUGUACAAUUUUGUGAAUGUGCACAAUGUUAUAAAUACAGUUUGCUUUUGUACAUUUGAUAUAGCAUUGUCUUUUUAUUUUAUUUUAUGUAAACCCAACAUAGUCCUUGGUAUGCAUAGCAAGCUUUAUGUUGCUAAAAUCCUCUUAACCUGUUCCAAACCAAUUUUGUAUUUUCACUAAUUCAUUGUAGUCAUGGGGGAUAUCUACCAUUGUUUCUGCAAAUUAUAUUGUGUUGAUAUUUUAAAGAUGUGGAGGUUUUGAAAUGAGCAGAACCCAUCUUUACUGGGAUUUCACAGCACACCUGUUAUGAUGCUUAUACUAUAUUAGGAUGAUACAUUUUGUAAUGUGUGUGUAUAUAUAUAUAUAUAUUACAGUUUUUGUUAAAGGGACAUUAUAGAGCGCAGAGAGAGACCUUUGUAAGCUUUUUAAACAGGUGUGAUGUCAGUCUUUCAGUUUCUGCAGCUGAGUUAAGAAGAGACACCCAUAAUCCACCAAUGGGAGUAACCAGGCAUUCAGAAACACCCGAUUGUGACAGCCCUCGUUUUCAUUCCUGGCAAAAUUAGCAUUUGUUUGUAAGGUCUGCUGUCUAACCUUGUUGAAACUAGAAGCGAUAAGUGAUGGAGAAACGAUUCUCUCUGUCCCACCCCUCUCAUAGUUUUACAUAUUGUUUUGGUUACCAUGUGGAAACCUGGAACCCCCUCCCACACUAUUUAUAUCCAGGAUACAGUUUCUGUCUCUAUCAUCAUAUCAUAUGCCAGUCUAUUGUUCCCCCAAAUUACCUGAAGUGUCUUGAAAUGUACAGUUUUAAACUUGUAUGUCUUAUAAUAAAAGCAAUAGGAUUGCUACCUCA